Syngnathoides biaculeatus (alligator pipefish) is the source of this 5740-nucleotide messenger RNA. RefSeq names its product organic solute carrier partner 1b (gene oscp1b). Lineage: Eukaryota; Metazoa; Chordata; Actinopteri; Syngnathiformes; Syngnathidae. Gene Ontology annotation, cellular component: cytoplasm; plasma membrane. The transcript has 10 exons. Gene Ontology annotation, biological process: transport. The coding region runs from base 129 to 1280 and encodes 383 amino acids. The record is from RefSeq and is a predicted model, not a curated record.
CUGGCAACCAGUGGAAGAGGCCUUAGCAACCAAUCUCCUUGUCACUCGUCAGCUAGCCACAACGGCGAGCUUCUGUCGUUCUUUUCUCGAGAGAAGUGUUCGUCGUUCACAUUUCCCCAGGUUCCGACAUGUCGUCGAGGACUCUCCCGCUGCUCUUCAUCAAUCUGGGCGGAGAAAUGCUUUAUAUCCUCGACCAACGGCUCCGAGCUCAAAGUAUCCCCGCCGACAAGGCAAAGAAAGUCAUGAAUGACAUCAUCAGCACCAUGUUCAACAAAAAAUUCCUCGAGGAGCUCUUGAAACCACAGGAGCUCUACUCCAAGAAGGCACUGCGCACCAUCUUUGACAGGCUGGCCCACGCGUCCAUCAUGAGGCUCAAUCAAGCCAGCAUGGACAAGCUAUAUGACUUGAUGACCAUGGCCUUCAAGUACCAGGUUCUCCUGUGUCCUCGGCCCCGGGAUAUCCUCCUGGUCUCUUUCAACCACAUGGACGCCAUCAAGGAGUUUGUCAAGGACACGGCCUGCAUCCUGAGCCAGGUUGACGAGAUGUACCAACAGCUCAUCGAGAUGUACACUCCAUUACCCAGCGGGGAAUUCCAGCUGAUUAGACAAACGCUUCUUAUCUUCUUCCAGGACAUGCACAUAAGGGUAUCCAUUUUCCUUCGGGACAAAGUGCAGAACUCCAAUGGUCGAUUUGUGCUCCCCAUCAGCGGUCCUGUGCCCCACGGGACAAAAAUCCCAGGAUUGAUAAGGAUGCAUAGCUGCACUGGCGAGGAAACGAGCCAGUUGCAGUUCAACAACGGCGGAAACUACACUGCUGCACUCUGCGAAGGAUCUUUUGAGCUUUUCGGUGACAGGGUGACCAAAUUAGGCACUAACAUGUACAGUGUGUGCCGUCCAGUGGAAACUCACAUGUCGGGAACCUCCAAACACUCAGCUCAGCACACUAAGGUCAACUUGGCUCCCAACCCUCUGGCUAAGGAGGAGCUCAACCUCUUAGCCAAACUAAUGGGAGGCUUGGAAGUGCCUAAGGGAGGGAAUGCGGACGGCAGCUUCCGGGUCAACCUGUUCACUACCGAUGAGGAGGAAGAAGAGGCGUUAAAAUCCAGACCUGAUGAGCUGUCUUAUGGAUUUAUAAACAUCCAAGCUACAAAGGACCAAACUGCCAACACUGAGCUGGCCAAGAUUAUUGGCGAGUUCAGCGAGUCUCGGGAAACGCCUGAUCAAUCGUCAUGCGCCAGCAGCAAAGGAGACGAUCUUCUAGCCAUGAUGGAUGGCCUGUGACGCCAUUGGAUACCGCGUGGGAUGGACCGCAAUUCAAUGUCUGCACCAGCAAAACUGAUGUGGCAUCAUGUACAUAGAAAACCUUCAAGUGCUUUUUCUCCCUAUGUAGGGAGGUUGUAUGCUUCAGGGAAAUGUCACCCAGCAACAACAGUGUAGUAUAUGCCGAGAUGAGAAAUCUACCAUCUAGAUUUCCCAACCUACCAAGUGUGUACGGAAAGUAUUCAGAAACCUGUAAAUGUUUCACUCUUUGUUAUGUUGCAGCCAUUUUCUAAAAUAAUUUUUCAUUUUUUCCCCUCAAUGUAUACAUAGCAGGUGAUCUUCACGGGGUGGGGGGACAAAAUUGUUGAAAUUUUUGCAGAUUUAUUAAAAAAGAAAACCUGAAAUAUGACACAGCCGUAAGUAAGUGUUCAGACCCUUUGCUGUGACACCCAUAUUUGCAGUCCAUUUCUUCUAGUCAUCCUUGAGAUGGUUCUACACUGUCAUUGUAGUCCAGCUGUGUUCGAUGAUACUGAUCGGAGUUGAUAAGGAAAGCCACACAUUUUAUAUAAGACCUUACAGCUCUCAGUGGAUUUUAGUGUAUACGACAAUCACAAAGCCAAAGGAACUGCCUGAAGAGCUCAGAAAAAAAUUGUGGAUAAGUACAGAUCUGGCCAAGGUUUCCAAAAAAUUACUGCUGCACAUAAGGAUGAUCAGAACACUUCCUAGAGCUGGCCGUCUGCCCAAACUGACCAAAACCUUGGUGAGAGAGCUAAAGAAGAAUCCAAACAUGAUGCUCCAGAGAUGUAGUCAGGAAAUGGGAAAAAGUUCUACAAGGUCAACCAUUAUCGCAGAACUCCACCAGUUGGGUUUUAUGUCACAGUGUCCGGAUGGAAGCCGCUCCUCUGUGCAAGACAUUGAAAGCCAACAUGAACUUUGGUUAAAAAAAAACAAAAAAAAAAAAAACACCUGAAGGACUCCAAGAUGACGACAAACCAAAUUUGCUGGUCUGAUUCGACCAAGAUGGAACUUUUUGGCCUUAAUUGUAAGUGGUACAUGUGGAGAAAAACAGUGAAGCAUGGUCGUGGGCGUAAAAUGAAGUGAGGGGGGUUUUCAGUUGCAGGGGCAGGACGACUGCUUGGAAUGGAAGGAAAGGUAAAUGCAGCAAAGUACGGGGAUAUCCUGUACAAAAACCUCCAGAGUGCUCAGGACCUUAGACUGGACCAACGGUACACCUUCCAACAAGACAAUGUAAAAUAAUGUAAUAAAGGAGUGGCUCAGAACAAUUCUGUGAUUGGUCUUGAAUGGUCCAGCCAGAGCCCCUUCAACUCAAUUGAGCAUCUCCGGAGCAACCUAAAAAUGGCUUGCCACCUACAUUUCACCAUUUAACCUGACAGAACUGGAGGAGAAAGGAGAAGGAAUGGCGGAGGAUCCACAAAUCCAGGUGCAAAAAAAUUGUUGCAUUAUUCUCCAAAAGACUUAUGGCCCUAUUAGCUUAAAAGAGUGCUUCUACAAAAUACGUAUCAAAGGGUCUGAAUACUCCAAUGGUUGUGUAAUAUUUAAGUUUUUCUAUUUGACUAAAUUUGCCAAAAUGUCAUCAAGGGAAGAAAAUAAAUUUAAACAAUUUUAGCAAAUGGCUGCAAUAUAAGGAGUAAAAAAAUCUAAGGGAUUCUAAAUAUUUUCUAUACCCACUGCAUAUCGUGUGAGUUUUUCCAGAAUUGGAGGACAAUUUAAACAACAAUUUUGAAAAACAGACUAAUUGAUUUUUUUUAAUAUACAUAUUUCCAAGAAAAACAAGGUAAUAAACUUCAGCCAUUAAUAAUACGCUUUUGUGAAAUGAUAGAUUAUUUUUGGGACAACCCUGUUACAGAUAGAUACUCAGACACCUGCAGAAAAAUGUUUAAAAUAUAGAUUUUAAUCCUUUCAAGUUAGUUACAUUUUAUUUGAAUACACAUUUUAAUUGUAGUACUGUAAUUACAGUAACAGGAUUGCAAUAGCUCUGUGUUAAGUGCAAUGCUAACUGGUCAAGUACAAACUUAGCAAAAUCGUGCAAAAACGAAAAAAAAAAUGUACAUAUCUGAUAAGGUUGUAUUGGGUUGACAAAGCCAUUGUCACUAACCACAAAUUUGGGAAAUGUGAGUUCUCAAAAAGUGAUAACCCCCCUCACAUUUUUGUGCAUAAAAUAUUUUAUUCUUGGAUGGAACAACACUGUCAUCAUUGUACACUUUGUAGAGCUCUGAAAAUUUACUAUCCGCUCACAAUAACUCAACACAGAGCCUUUGCUGUCCAAACUCACUGUCGAAAAUAAUUGUAAAAAAGCAAGACCAGAAUUUUAUGUUGACAACCACAAAACGUCUGGGAGAAGAGAGCGAGAGAUGCAAAAAUGAAGAAAGAAAGGAACACUGUCCUUACUAUUAAACACGGAGCUGGCUCUGUUAUAUGCCAGUGCUGCUUUGCUGUAUCUGACAACAAGGGUCUUUGCAAAUUGCAAUAUAAUCAAUACAUGAAGGUAUUCUCGAGGGAAAUGUCCUGACAAGUGUUUUAGGGCUUGGUCCUAGUCAAAGAUCCUGAGUUUGGCAGCAUGAUAAUGACCCAAAACAGCGAAAAACACUUAACAAUGGCUAAGAGCAAAAUAUUGGACUAUUCUGAAGUGGCCAGCCAUGAUUCCGGAUCUAAAUCGUAUCUACCGUCUGUAGAAGAAAUUGAAGCAUGAUGUCUGGAGAAAGCAAACCUUCAAACCUGAGAAGCAAACAACUACAGCAGUUUAAUGCCUGCUGAGAAGAGCAGAAAGUUACAAAAAUCCUUUGAUUGCUUCAACAGCUUUUUUAACAAAAUAUUCAGGAUGGUAUCAUUCAGCCCUUUUUCAUUAAUUUGAUUUAAAAUAAUUCUGUUGAGCCACAAUUCAAAGGCCAAAAGCAAUCUCUAAUUUUCAAUGUUUUUUUUCCAUUUAUCAUUCCUGUUGUCAGAUUAGUUAUUUCUAUGAACACCAUCAGGUUUUCUUUCAUUACCAGAGAGGUAUCAACAAUUUUGCCCAUUUGUGGAUCUGUUUGGUUAUUUGAAAGAAUGCACUGGCGCGGGGAUUUUGCAAAAACCCAAGUGCUCUUUUUGAAUGUUAGCCUAGUUGUGUCAAGACUGGGAUGAUGAAGUCAACAGUAAGAUCUUUGCACAGGUGUGAAUUAUGUUCGUGAUGGAUUAUUGAGAUCCAGGACAAAAAUGAAAGAAUACAGUGCCUUGCAAAAAUAUUUGGCCCCCUUGAACAUUUCGACAUUUUGCCACAUUUCAGGCUUCAAACAAAGAUAUAUAUAUAUUUUUUGUCAAGAAUCAACAAGUGGGACACAAUCUUAGUAGUAGUAGGAUUAGAAGAAGUACAAUGAAAUUUAUUGGAUAUUUUAAACUUUUUUCACAAAUAAAAACCUGAAAAGUGGAGCGUGCAAUAUUAUUCAGCCCCCUUGCAUUAAUACUUUGUAGCGCCACCUUUUGCUGCAAUUACAGCUACAAGUCGCUUGUGGUAUGUCUCUAGCAGUUUUGCACAUCAAGAGACUGAAAUUCUUGCCCAUUUUUCCUUGCAAAACAGCUCGAGCUCAGUGAGGUUGGAUGGAGAGCGUCUGUGAACAGCAGUCUUCAGCUCUGCCCACAGAUUCUCGAUUGAAUUCAGAUCUGGACUUUGACUUAGCCAUUAGAACACCUGUAUACGUAGAUUUGGCUUUACGUUUUGGAUUAUUGUCCUGUUGGAAUAUAAAUCUCCAUCCCAGUCUCAGGACUUUUGCAGACUCCAACAGGUUUUCUUCCAGAAGGGUCCUUUAUUUGGCUCCAUUCAUCUUCCCAUGACUUUUAACCAUAUUCACUGUCCCUGCUGAAGAAAAGCAGGCCCAAACCUUGAGGCUGCCACCACCAUGUUUGACAGUGGGGAUGGUGUGUUCAGGGUGACGAGCUGUGUUGCUUUUAGGCCAAACAUAUCGUUUGGCAUUGUGACCAAAAAGUUGGAUUUUGGUUUCAUCUGACCAGAGCACUUUCUUCCACGUUUGGUGCGUCUCUCAGGUGGCAUGUGGCCGACUUUAAACGAGACUUUUUGUGGAUAUCUUUGAGAAAUGGCUUUCUUCUUGCCUCUUCCAUGAAGGCCACAUUUGUGCAGUGUACGACUGAUUGUUGUCCUAUGGACAGACUCUCCCACCUCAGCUGUAGAUCUCUGCAGUUCAUCCAGAGUGAUCAUAGGCCUCUUGGCUGCAUCGCUGAUCAGUCUUCUCCUUGUUCGAGGUGAAAGUUUAGAGGAACGGCCGGGUCUUGGUAGAUUUGCAGUGGUCUGAUACGCCGCCCUUUUCAAUAUGAUUGCGUCCACAGUGCUCCUUGAGAUGUUUAAAGCUUGGGAAAUCUUUUUGUAUCCAAAUGCAGGUUUAAACUUCUCCACAACAAUAUCUCGGACUUGCCUGGUGUGUGUUCCUUGGUCUUCAUGAUGCUCUCUCCACUUUAAACAGAACCCUGAGACU